GGCCACCCUGGGGCAGAAGGGAUGAAAGGGGCCAGUGUGGGGCACAUGUCUUCACUGGCAGGCUUAAGGCCAAGGGACAGUCAGACCCUUGGUCCCCAUCCUGACCUGCUGCAUGCCCUCUGCCAUCCCCCACCAGACAACCCCCUUCCCUGGCCUGGGUUAACUUCUCCCCUGCCAGGAGUGGCGUGCCUUGUGGGGACAAGUUCAGAGAAUUGGCUUUGUGACCUGAAGAGAGGUGCCCAUCUACUUUGAGGAAUUCCCAAGGCCAAGCCCCUCAUUGUACAAGUGACUCAUUGAGCCAAGGGGUGUGGACUGUUCUAGAACCCUGGCCCCUGACUCCCACCCCAGCUGUCUUGACAGCCUGCCCGUGCCACCAACAGCCCCCCAGAAGGUAUAAAGCCAGCAGGCCCCACAAAGUCUGGAUCACUGAAGAUGCGUAGCUGAGGCCAGGUGGCUCUGCCCUCCAGAGAAGGUACCAGAAGCAGGGUGUCUCUUCUGCACAGACCCCAGCCCUGGCAGGAUGUCUUCACAUCAUGGAGCCCCCUACCUCUGUGGCCCCAGUCCCGGCUAGAGGCAGGGGUCAAACAUCCUGAAGGAUGGCCCAGUGCCUUGGGCCACGGGCACUGCCACGGUUGAAGGCCAUGGUUGUGGGGUCUUGGGCAAAGCAGCUAGCUUCUUAUGGCCCUGGGCAGGCCCUAGCCACUCUCUCAUCCAUUUUCUCACUGGUGCAAUGGACUAGGCUGAAACUCCAUGGCCUUCAAAGACCCCUUCCAUCUAGAAGGUUCCUGAAGAAGUCCGGGGGGAGGGUGCGCUGUGAGCCAGUUUCGGAGCACCGACCAUUUAUGAGGCGCAGCCGCAGUGGUAUGUGGUAACAAUGGAGCUCACUAUGUCCUAAGCGCUGGACAGUCUGAACUUACUCAUUCCUGACAAUAAUCCCACACGGUAGACACACUUUGCAUUGCCCUGGUACUAAAGGAGAAAUGGAGGCGCGAAGAGAUGAAAAUGACCCAAAGCAGCAACAAUAGUGGAACUCAAGCCCUGCCGUCUUCCUCCAUGUUCCAAGCCACGGUCUUAUGGACCCCAACAUGGCUGAGCUUCCUGUAGGCCAGACUUUCUGGAGGACCUGAGUCUCUCCAAGCAGCAAGCAGCAGCGGCCCGAAGUCCAGCCACAAAGCUGCUUGCAGAACCUGGGAGAUAGGCCAUCAGGGGCCCAGGAGAAGCCUUCUGUGUCUGUGCUAGUCAGGUCGCUGCGAGGGACAGACGGGGGCAAAAUGGAGUGCGGCUGGUGUAGAAAGUUCUGGAACAUCUGUCACAGGAGGAGUUGCUAAAGAACCUGGGAGAAGGGGUGGAGUGGCUCUCCCCAAACUUCCGCAGGCCCCGGGGGUGCUGAUGAAGAGACUGGUUUGCUCUGCCCCCUUCCAGGUGGUGGGAGGCAGCUCUCUUGCGGCCGAAGGUGUCGCAUGACCUGGGGCAGCGGCGGUGGUGGAGGGAGUGCCCCACCGCAGGUGUGAGCACCUCUGGCUGGGCGCAGCAGGAGAUGCCUUUGGGGCCCCGCCCAGGUCUCCGGCGUGAGGCUCAAUCAGGCCCUUCCAAGCAAGUCCAACACCCCAGGCCUUGACAGUCCCUGCAUUUGGUGGCUGAACCGCUCUCCUCCAGCAGUCCCGCCCAGCAGCCCUGCUUGGCUGCACAGCCGGGCCCCUGACCGAGGCGCCCAGCAGCACGCUGUUAUUCCGAUUCCAGGACGAGAGAACCUGCUGAUCCCCCAGAACGCCUAGUGCGGGCAAGGACUUGGCUGGGGCUGGAACCUCGCUGAAGGGCCCCCAGAGCCAACGCAGCAGGAGGAUGGACAGGCCGGGACUCAGCCUCGCUCCGCUCCUGUCCCACCUCUGUUGAAGGCAUUCCAAGGCCCCUUCGCCAAGGCAGGAUGAAGAUGAGACGCUACAAGCUCUUUCUCAUGUUCUGUAUGGCCGGCCUGUGCCUCAUCUCCUUCCUGCACUUCUUUAAGACCCUGUCCUAUGUCACCUUCCCCCGAGAACUGGCCUCCCUCAGCCCGAACCUCGUGUCCAGCUUCUUCUGGAACAAUGCCCCUGUCACGCCCCAGGCCAGCCCGGAGCCGGGCAGCCCCGACCUGCUGCGAACGCCGCUCUACUCCCACUCGCCCCUGCUCCAGCCGCUGUCCCCAAGCAAGGCCAGCGAGGAGCUCCACCGGAUGGACUUCGUGCUGCCUGAGGACACCACCGAGUACUUCGUCCGCACCAAGGCGGGAGGCGUCUGCUUCAAACCAGGCACCAAGAUGCUGGAGAAGCCCUCCUCGGGGCGGCCCGAGGAGAAGGCUGAGGGGGCCGACGGCUCCUCCGCCCGGGGCCCGGCCCGGCACCUGCUGAGCGCCCGUGAGCGCCCGGGGCCCCGCGGCCCACGGCGCAAGUGGGUGGAGUGCGUGUGCCUCCCGGGCUGGCACGGGCCGAGCUGCGGCGUGCCCACCGUGGUGCAGUACUCCAACCUGCCCACCAAGGAGCGCCUGGUGCCCCGCGAGGUGCCGCGGCGGGUCAUCAACGCCAUCAACAUCAACCACGAGUUCGACCUGCUGGACGUGCGCUUCCACGAGCUGGGCGACGUGGUGGACGCCUUCGUGGUGUGCGAGUCCAACUUCACGGCCUACGGGGAGCCGCGGCCGCUCAAGUUCCGCGAGAUGCUCACCAACGGCACGUUCGAGUACAUCCGGCACAAGGUGCUCUACGUCUUCCUGGACCACUUCCCGCUGGGCGGGCGGCAGGACGGCUGGAUCGCCGACGACUACCUGCGCACCUUCCUGACGCAGGACGGCGUGUCGCGCCUGCGCAACCUGCGGCCCGACGACGUCUUCAUCAUCGACGACGCCGACGAGAUCCCCGCGCGCGACGGCGUGCUCUUCCUCAAGCUGUACGACGGCUGGACGGAGCCGUUCGCCUUCCACAUGCGCAAGUCGCUGUACGGCUUCUUCUGGAAGCAGCCGGGCACCCUGGAGGUGGUGUCGGGCUGCACGGUGGACAUGCUGCAGACGGUGUACGGGCUGGACGGCAUCCGCCUGCGCCGCCGCCAGUACUACACCAUGCCCAACUUCCGGCAGUACGAGAACCGCACGGGCCACAUCCUGGUGCAGUGGUCGCUCGGCAGCCCCCUGCACUUCGCCGGCUGGCACUGCUCCUGGUGCUUCACGCCCGAGGGCAUCUACUUCAAGCUCGUGUCCGCCCAGAACGGCGACUUCCCCCGCUGGGGCGACUACGAGGACAAGCGGGACCUCAAUUACAUCCGGGGCCUGAUCCGCACCGGGGGCUGGUUUGACGGCACGCAGCAGGAGUACCCGCCGGCCGACCCCAGUGAGCACAUGUAUGCCCCGAAGUACCUGCUCAGCAACUACGCCCAGUUCCGCUACCUGUUGGACAACCCCUACCAGGAGCCCAGGAGCACGGCGGAAGGUGGGCGGCGGCCCAGGGCUCCCGAGGGAAGGCCCCCCGCCAGGGGCAAAUCAGAUGUGGUUGAAGGCUAAGGCUGCGUGAUCUCAGAGGGCCAGGGGCAGGGCGGGGGCUGGCAGCUGCCCCUCCUGAUGUUUUCCUGCCUCCCUCUGCCGUCUGGCUGGUCCUUGAGAAGACCGGGAGUGGAUGGGUGAAGGAGUCUUCCCUACUCAGGCCCUUGUGAAUCGGGGUUGGGCCUGUGAGCUCACAAAACGUCCUUCCCCAUCAGGAGAGGGGAGCCCAGCCCUUCGCACUCCCAAGAGCCCUGUGGCCGGGAGGUGCUGGUGGAGUGUGCAUGGUGGUUGCUGGGUAGUGAGGGAGGGUGGGCAGGGUGGGGAAGGGAACCUGCAGGAGCUCCCCAGGGCCAGCAGGUGGGAGCUGCAGCCCCUGCCAGGAAGAAACCUACCAUUUGGCCACUGGGGGCUUUGGACCUGCAGCGGAGAAGUGGACGUGCCAGGAGGUCCUGGGGCUCUGUAAAUAGAUGCUUUUGGCUCCAGGAGGAAAAGGGGACAGACACCAGGGCGGGAGGGGAGGAAAAACAGCAGCCAGCUGGGAAGAACUGCAGUGUUCUCGGGAGAGCUGAGCCAGAAGGAGCCGAGAAAUCUGGCCCAUAGUCCGUGUCCCACCCCCCCCAUGCUCGACAGCACCUGUGGGAUAGGCGGGGUUCUGCAGAAGUGCAAGGAGUCUUUAUUUUUGUUCCAAAUCUGGCCUUGACAUUCCUUCUUUUCUUUUUAUGUUGCUGUCUUGUGGCAAGGCGAAGAGUCCAGUUCUCAGGGUGGGAUGGGAGCCAGAGGCUGGACCAUCAGCCAGCCCAGUAGGUUGGGCCUGGGAGGGGGCGCGGGGAAGGAGAUGGUUCCCCAUCACCCCUUCCCACUGAAACCCACAACCCCAGCUCCCCACCAUCUCUGGUAGGAUCACCCUUGCACCCCUCCUUGGGGCUGGCUAGAGUCAGGAAGGCCCACAGGGCUGCCCUGGGCCCAGGAGGGACUUGAAGGCCAGCUGUAUGUCAUCUCAUUCCUCUUUGCCUCUUGAGGGCAGGGGAUGUAUUGGUUAGAUUCUAAGCUGCUCUAAUUAAGAGACCCCAGAAUACAGUAAUUUAAGCAAGACAAGCUUGUUUCUAGCUUAACUGUCUAGAGAGCGAUGGUCCACAUCCAGUAAGGCAGCUCUGCUUUCCUUCAUAUGCACCUUCCACUUUUGGAUAGAAUGGUUGCUUCGGUUCCCACCAUCACAUGUGCAUCCCAGCACAGGGGAAGCAGAGAACAGCAAGAGAAGCACAUGCCCGUCACUCCGGCACUUCUGAUCGCAUCUCACUGGCCAGGUCUUAGUGACACGGUCACAAGUAGCUGCAAGGGAAGCUGGGAAUAGUCGUCUUCAGCCACAUGCCCAGCCUCAACUUAAGAGUUCUCUUAGUAAAGGAAGGAGGAGAGAAUGGAGACAGGAGACAAGGAGCGUCUCUGGCACAGAGGGUGGGGGAUGGGGAGAGAGUGUAGGAAUGACUAACGCAGUCCUAGGAUCCUACUGUCUCUUCAGAGCUCCUAAGAGCACCCGCUCCUGCCCCCACUCACUGCAGCCCAGGGUUGGGGGGCAGUUAGAGCCUGUGGUUAUAGGAGUGGUGAUACUCCCCACUCCCGAGGCACCCGUAGAUGGUCACCCAGCGAUGCCAGGAUGCAGAGCCUGCCUGUGGAACGGUACAUGUUUGUGCGUGUGUGUGUGUGUGUAUUUAUGGGCAUGUGUGCAUGCUUGGUGUGUAUUUGUACGUGUCUGUAUUGGGGUGUCCCUGUAAAUAUAGGCUUCUGUAUGGAUGUAGGGGCAGGGCCCAGGCCUCCCCUUCCCCAGGACCCGGAGCCUGUGGCCACACCUCCUUGCAGCUCCUCCAAAGUGACUUGGGCAGAAAACCUCUGGGGAGCCGAGAAAGCAAGGCUGAAGGGGGUGUGGGGGUCUGUCUGUCUGUCUGUCUUUCAGUCCAAGGAAUGAGAGUCCUCCUGACCUGAGGGCUGAACAGCUGAGAGCUCACUACCUCCCCAGCCCAUCUUGGUCCCAGCCAUAUCCUCCCAUCCCGUCCCACCCAGCCUCCAGCCUGGACUUGCUCUGGAUGUCUUAUUGGGAUUUCCUGAUGGGCCAAGAGAGAGGGGUGUCUCCUUUGCCACAGCUCUGUCCCAGGAAAUGUCUGGCGUGGGCGCAGUCUUCCAGGGAGCAGGCUACUGAGCAACUCUGGUGGGGAGACAGGAAGCAGGUGGAGGGUGCUCUGUGGCCUCCACUCUCCCUCCGCAAGGGGGUCCAUGGUGUCCCCCGAGGGAACCCCUCCCUUGGAGUGAUAGCAGCCCCCCUCCCAGUCCCUCUUGAAGCUGAACAAAGAGGCAAAAGUGGCAAAGGCGGUCAGAAUGUCUACCAGGGCCUGCCUUCCUAGCCACCUUCGCUCAUCUCCUGGGCUGGCAGUCUCGGGGGCUCCUGAAUCAGGCCUGAGCCCCAGCCCAGGGUGGGUUUCCUCAUCCAUGCCCCUGGCACCCUCAGCUGCUCUGGGGAUGCCCCCUCCCCAGGCUGGCAGGGGUCCCUGGCUUCCAGUUCACCAGCUCCAGGGCAAGGGAAGGAGAAGGUGGGGAGCUCAGACCUACCAGGCCCCACCUUCCCUCUCAGACCCAGAACAUAUUCAUGGUCACUGCCAAGGGGAGACCUGGUCAUUGGGCGGAGAGGGCAGCCAUCAGAGGGGUGGGUGGGGGCAAGACGGGGUUGAAGAGUUUCACUUACACUCACAUCAUACACUGGGAAAUUCGGGGGGCAGGGGAGCCCUGGGCCACUCCCCCAGUAUGAAAGGAAACCAAACUGUGAAUGGGAGUGUGGGCAUACUGCUCACCCUGUCACUGUCAGCAGGUGUCUCCCUGGGAACCACUGGCCCUGUGACCUCUAGACUCAGGAGGCUCUGCCCACCCACAGGUCAUGUCCUCUUGCAGAGGCAGGUUCAUAGGGGUGGACUUGGGAGAGCUUUGGGGCCAAAGGUGGCAGGCGGGGAGGGGAGACGGGACUUCUCCAAGCAGAAGGCAGGAGGCCCUGGGAAAUGUAUAAUUUAAGGACGCCAAUGAUAAUAGUAUUAUUUUUUUUGUAAGGGAAAAUCAAUAUGUACAUUCUGAAAUCAUUUUCUCUGUAAAUGGUUGGAUUUCAUUUCACCCUUAAAGGGAUGCUUAAAGGAAAAGAUAAUAUUAAUAAUAAAAGCAGCUACAAAGUCUUAAA
Messenger RNA from Lutra lutra (Eurasian river otter), 6716 nucleotides. It is a transcript of the gene MGAT3, whose product is annotated as beta-1,4-mannosyl-glycoprotein 4-beta-N-acetylglucosaminyltransferase. The transcript has 2 exons. Bases 1925 to 3526 code for a protein of 533 amino acids. The record is from RefSeq and is a predicted model, not a curated record. Lineage: Eukaryota; Metazoa; Chordata; Mammalia; Carnivora; Mustelidae. Gene Ontology annotation, biological process: N-acetylglucosamine metabolic process; protein N-linked glycosylation. Gene Ontology annotation, molecular function: beta-1,4-mannosylglycoprotein 4-beta-N-acetylglucosaminyltransferase activity. Gene Ontology annotation, cellular component: membrane.